Molecule: messenger RNA, 5185 nt
Organism: Balaenoptera acutorostrata (minke whale)
Lineage: Eukaryota; Metazoa; Chordata; Mammalia; Artiodactyla; Balaenopteridae
Product: radial spoke head 10 homolog B
Exons: 33
Coding region: 14-5185 (1723 amino acids)
Biological process (GO): mismatch repair
Cellular component (GO): MutLalpha complex
Molecular function (GO): mismatched DNA binding; ATP binding; ATP-dependent DNA damage sensor activity
Source: RefSeq, a predicted model, not a curated record
AGGUCCUGCAUCCAUGGAGCGAGCCGACGGGCCGAGUUCAGAACUUGCUAAGGCCAUCAAACCUAUCGAUCGGAAGUCAGUCCAUCAGAUUUGUUCUGGGCAAGUGGUUCUUAGUCUAAGCACUGCUGUGAAGGAGUUGGUAGAAAAUAGUGUGGAUGCCAGUGCCACUAACAUUGAGCUCAGGCUUAAAGACUAUGGCGUGGAGCUCAUUGAAGUUUCAGACAAUGGAUGCGGGGUAGAAGAAGAAAACUUUGAAGGCUUAACUCUGAAGCAUCACACUUCUAAGAUUCAGGAGUUUGCUGACCUCACUCAGGUUGAAACUUUUGGCUUUCGGGGGGAAGCUCUGAGCUCACUCUGUGCACUGAGUGAUGUAACUAUUUCUACCUGCCACACAUCUGCGAAGGUUGGGACUCGACUGGUGUUUGAUCACAAUGGAAAAAUCCUCCAGAAAACCCCCUACCCACGACCCAGAGGGACGACAGUCAGCGUGCAGCAGUUAUUUUAUACGCUACCUGUGCGCCAUAAGGAGUUUCAAAGGAAUAUUAAAAAGGAGUUCUCCAAAAUGGUCCAGGUCUUACACGCCUACUGUAUCAUUUCAGCGGGCGUCCGUGUAAGUUGCACCAAUCAGGUUGGACAGGGCAAGAGGCAGCCUGUGGUGUGCACCAGUGGAGGCUCCAGCAUGAAGGAAAAUAUCGGAUCUGUAUUUGGGCAGAAACAGUUGCAAAGCCUCAUCCCUUUCGUGCAGCUGCCCCCUAGUGACACUGUGUGUGAAGAAUACGGGCUGAGCUCUUCCCAGGCUCUGCAUAACCUGUUUUGUAUCUCAGGUUUUAUUUCUCACUGUGCUCACGGCGUGGGAAGAAGUUCAACGGACAGACAGUUUUUCUUUAUCAAUCGGCGGCCUUGUGACCCAGCAAAGGUUUCCAGACUUGUGAAUGAGGUCUAUCACAUGUAUAACCGGCAUCAAUAUCCAUUUGUUGUUCUUAACAUUUCUGUUGAUAUGGAAUGUGUCGACAUCAACGUUACUCCAGAUAAAAGGCAAAUUUUACUACAGGAGGAGAAGCUUUUGUUGGCAGUUUUAAAGACGUCUUUGAUAGGAAUGUUAGAUAAUGAUGUUAACAAACUCAACGUCAGUCAGCAGCCGCUGUUUGAUGUCGAAGGUCACUUAAUAAAAAGGCAUUCGGCAGAGGUGGAGAAGCCCGUGCCAGAAAAGCAGGAUGAUCCCGCCCCGUUAAGGACUCGCGGGGAAGAGAAAAGGGCAGUGACCAUUUCCAGACUGAGAGAGGCCUUUUCCCUUCGUCACACAGUGGAGAACAAGUCUCGGGGCCCGAAGGCCACCGACCCAAGACGGAUUUCUCCACGACAGAAAAGCAGCACCCCAUUUCCUAGCGCUUCAGGGCCCCUCUGCUCCCGGAAGCACAUCUCUGAAGCUCGGGAGGAAGGGAUGACUUCCACUCAGGGGCCCUGUGACCCGAUGGGCAGAGUGGACACGGAGGAGGGCUGGGGGCACAGCAGCGCAUCUGCCGGCUCUGAGGAGGGGUCCAGCACCCCCAAAACGGGCAGCCACCCCAGCAGUGACCAUGUGGCAAGCUCCCCCAAAGAUGGGUUUUCACAAGAAAAUGUGGAGUCUUUGGAGAAGUUACCUGAAACUGACCAUCGUCUUUCGGGCACGAAUUGCCACUUAGGCCACGAAGAAAGCGGCUCCCGACCUAGAGUUUUGCUGCAGCCUACUCACCUCUCAUCCCCAAACGCAAAACGUUUUAAAAAAGAAGGGGUUCCUUUAAAUCCCGAUGUCCCUCCAGAGUCCGUGAAAACUCAGAAUGCUUCAGUGUACGAGGUGGAUGUAGCUGUUGAAAUUAACAAGAAAAUAGUGCCCCUUGACUUUUCUAUGAGUUCUUUAGCCAAACGAAUAAAGCAGUUAUGUCAGCAAGAACAGCAACGAGAAGGUGGACAAAAUUAUAGGAAGUUUCGGGCAAAGAUUUGCCCUGGAGAAAAUCAAGCAGCAGAAGAUGAACUAAGAAAAGAGAUAAGCAAAACGAUGUUUGCAGAAAUGGAAAUCAUUGGUCAGUUUAACUUGGGAUUUAUCAUCACCAAACUGAAUGCGGAUAUCUUCAUAGUGGACCAGCAUGCCACGGAUGAGAAAUACAACUUCGAGAUGCUUCAACAGCACACUGUUCUCCAGGGUCAAAGGCUUAUAGCACCUCAGACUCUCAACUUAACGGCUGUCAAUGAAGCAGUUCUAAUAGAAAAUCUGGAAAUAUUCAGAAAGAAUGGUUUUGACUUUGUUAUCGAUGAAGACGCGCCGGUCACUGAAAGAGCUAAAUUGAUUUCCUUGCCAACUAGUAAAAGCUGGACCUUUGGACCCCAGGACAUAGAUGAACUGAUCUUCAUGCUGAGCGACAGCCCCGGUGUCAUGUGCCGGCCUUCCCGGGUCAGGCAGAUGUUUGCCUCCAGGGCCUGUCGGAAGUCUGUAAAACUCAUCAACGCCUUGAAACAAACAGCUUUCAACCCAAGGAGUCAUUUGAUACUUACCUAUAUAGAGCAAACCUUAGGUCUUCUAAAGGCAAUGGUGAAAGAAAAGAAAAGAGCAGAUAAAAAGGGGGAUAAGUUGGCCUGCUCUCCCUCGUCUCUCUCCGAUUGUACAGAGUUUUCCAAACAAGAUGGCAACGCUGCUAGGCAAGAUAUGUCCCCAGGUGCUGUGCCACCGUUGGACAUGCAGCUCGAAGAACCAGGACUCAAGAGAGAGUGCAAAAAUGACAAUCUGCGGAAUGAAGAUACCACCCAGUAUGAAGAGCCCAUUCUGACCAAACUCAUAGUAGAAAGCUAUGAAGGGGAGAAAGUCCGUGGACUGUAUGAGGGAGAAGCCUUUGCCAUCUUUCAAGGAGGCUGCACCUACCGCGGUACGUUUUCAGAAGGACUCAUGCAUGGACGGGGGACUUACGUCUGGGCCGAUGGAUUGAAAUAUGAGGGGGACUUUGUGAAAAACAUCCCCAUGAACCAUGGCGUCUACACGUGGCCGGACGGCAGCACCUACGAAGGAGAAGUGGUCAACGGCGUGAGACACGGAUUCGGCAUGUUCAAGUGCAGCACGCAGCCCGUGUCCUACAUUGGCCACUGGUGCCACGGCAAGAGACACGGCAAGGGCUCCAUUUAUUACAAUCAAGAGGGCACCUCUUGGUACGAGGGAGACUGGGUGCACAACAUCAAAAAAGGCUGGGGGAUAAGGUGUUACAAAUCUGGAAAUAUAUAUGAAGGUCAGUGGGAGAACAAUAUGCGUCAUGGGGAAGGCAGGAUGAGGUGGCUGACAGCUAAUGAAGAGUAUACCGGUCAGUGGGAGAAGGGGGUCCAGAAUGGUUUUGGCACACACACAUGGUUUCUAAAGAGAAUCCCCUACUCCCAGUAUCCUUUGAGAAAUGAAUACGUAGGAGAGUUUGUGAAUGGAUACCGUCAUGGCCAUGGAAAGUUCUACUAUGCCAGUGGAGCCAUGUAUGAGGGAGAAUGGGUUGCCAAUAAAAAACAUGGCAUGGGCCGAUUAACUUUUAAGAAUGGGCGUGUGUAUGACGGCCCAUUUUCCAAUGACCACCUAGCAGAGUUUCCAGAUCUUGAAGGUGAACUGAUCAGCUACCGGGACACGACUCCAGAAUCUGCCCUCAGGAACCAGUAUCGCAGAUCCUCCAUCAGUGCCGAAACCAUCAGAAAGCUUGAUGGCAGUGAAAGUAAUUCCAUGUUAGGCUCGAGCAUCGAGCUGGAUCUCAGUUUGUUGCUGAAAAUGUACCCGGAGAGAGACCAAUCAGAAGAAAAGAAGCAGGUAGAAUAUGCUAUCUUAAGAAAUAUUACAGAAUUAAGAAGAAUCUAUAGCUUUUACAGCAGCCUAGGAUGUGAUCACUCUCUGGAUAACACCUUUCUGAUGACAAAGCUUCAAUUCUGGAGGUUUCUAAAAGAUUGCAAAUUCCAUCACCAUAAAAUAACCCUCGCCGAUAUGGACAGGGUACUAAGUGCCAAUAAGGACAUACCAGUUGAAGAAAUUCAUUCUCCAUUUGCAACAAUACUUUUGAGAACAUUUUUGGAUUAUCUCCUGCAGUUGGCUUACCACAUCCAUCACAAAGAAUACCAAGACAGAAGCCCAUCACUCUUUUUGUGUUUUACAAAACUGAUGAAUGAGAACAUUCGCCCAAAUGCCUGCCGUGUAAAAGGCAAUUUAUUCUGCGAGGCCCACCGGACACUCUAUUCAAUGAAUUAUGUGGAUAAGUGCUGGGAUAUCUACACAGUUUACUGCAGACCAAAUGCAGCCCCUCCCCAUGAGCUCACAAUGGACAUGAGACACUUCCUCUGGAUGUUGAAGAGCUUUAAAAUGAUAAAUAAAGAAUUGACAGCAAGCAAAUUUGUGGAGGUCAUAGCAGAGGAUAAUCCUUUCAUGCAUGAUGGAAUUGACAGCAACUUUAAACUUGAGCUGGUUUUCCUGGAAUUCUUUGAAGCUCUGUUAAGCUUUGCACUCAUCUCUGUUACUAACCAAUCGACUAAAUUCUAUUUAAAUUUUCCAAAUGAUGACUUGUCUGGAAACAAAGCUGGAAGCACUUAUACAAUGAUAAAUCAGAACACCCAGAACAGGAGUCCAAGUGCGCUAAGAAGCCAGGAGUCUGAGGUGCAGUACGGCAGCACUAAGUCGUCUUCAAGCAAGUUAGGAGUCUUGCUUGACAUGAGCAAGAUAAGGAAAUCAGAGCCCAAGAUCAAGAAGUCUCUAAGUGAUGGAAAAACUUCCAAAAUGAAUUUGAAAUCUCCAGGAAAGGAGCUAACCUUUCUUUUAUCUCAAAAUGAGAAAAAAGAAAAAUCCAAGGAUGAACAAAAGGAAAAAUUCAAUACAUGGAUCAGUAACAUGUACAUCUUUUUUGUGAACACUCUCUUCCAAGCACAUAAACAUGAAGAAACCCUCAAGGAGAAAGUAAAGGAAAACAGGCUGCAUAAUGAAGCGAUGGCCCAUCAGAGGAAGAUGGAGAAUGAGGAGCUGGAGGCGAGGCUGAACAGCUUGAGAGAGGAAGAGACCACAAGGCAAGACUAUGAGGUCGCCAUCACUGUGAUCAAGGAACCAGUGGAUGCCCCAUCCUUGAAUGUCACGCCGAGCCCCCUGAAAGAGGACACAGUGGUGUCCCAGUCCAGCAAAUCCACUGCAAAUAAGAAGAAGAAAAAGUAG